CUGCUUGUUGAGUGUAAACAAACACGUUUUCCGAUUAAGCCGAACAUAGUUUAUUGCAAAAGUUCUGCAAUUUGUUACUAAUACGCGAUACAACCGGCAGAAAUGAGGAUCAGCGUCGACGGACUGCUGGUGUACUUUCCGUACGAGUACAUCUACCCGGAGCAGUACGCGUACAUGCUGGAGCUAAAGCGAACCUUCGACGCCAAAGGGCACUGCCUUCUGGAGAUGCCCUCCGGGACAGGUAAGACGACAACCCUGCUCUCACUGAUCGUCGCCUACAUCAUGGAAUAUCCACACAUUGUUCGUAAGCUGAUCUACUGCUCGCGUACCGUGCCGGAAAUCGAAAAGGUCAUCGCUGAGUUGAAACAUCUGAUGAAUUACUACGAAAAGCAGACGGGUGUGAUGCCCAACAUCACGGGGCUGGUGUUGAGUUCGCGGAAGAACAUGUGCAUCCACUCGGAGGUUAGCAAAGAGCGCGACGGAAAGAUUGUCGAUGCCAAGUGUUACGGCAUGACGGCCGGCUACAUCCGUGAGCGGGCUUCAACGGACGAAUCGGUUGCCGUGUGUCAGUAUCACGAAGGUUUCCAGGCGGAGGGAAAAGAGAGCACACUGCCACCGGGAGUUUAUUCGAUUGAUGAUAUGAAGGAUUUUGGACGCGAGCGGAACUGGUGUCCGUAUUUUAUGUCCCGAUUUGCGAUCAAUCAAGCGCAGGUCGUCGUUUAUAGUUACCACUAUUUGCUGGAUCCGAAAAUUGCGGAAGUCGUUUCGAAGGAACUUGCAAAGGAAUCGGUGGUGGUCUGCGAUGAGGCUCACAAUAUUGACAAUGUUUGUGUCGAUUCUAUGAGUGUAAAAAUAAAUCGGCGGUUGAUUGAAAAGAGUACAACCGGUGUCCACACGCUGGAGAAAUACGUUGCAGAAAUGAAGGAAGAUGACCGCCAGCGAUUGAACGACGAAUACCUCAGACUGGUUCAGGGAUUGAAGGAUGCUUCGUUCGCUCGUGAAACCGAUAUGGUGCUUGCCAAUCCUGUUCUACCGUCGGAGAUACUCAGAGAGGUCGUCCCCGGUAACAUCCGAAAUGCAGAUCAUUUUCUUAGCUUUCUAAAGCGCUUCAUCGAGUACAUCAAAUCACGGCUUCGUGUUCAGCACGUGGUCCAGGAAAGUCCGGCCGGUUUCCUUAAGGACGUCCAGAUGAAGGUCUGCAUCGAGCGGAAACCGUUGCGUUUUUGUGCUGAACGCUUGUCCUCGCUUUUACGUACGCUGGAAAUUACCGAUCUCACUGAGUUUGGUGCUCUUACGGUUAUAACUUCCUUUGCAACGCUUGUCUCCAGUUAUACCAAGGGCUUCACGAUUAUUAUCGAACCGUUCGAUGAUAAAACGCCGACAGUGUCGAACCCGAUCCUGCAUUUGAGCUGCAUGGAUUCAUCGAUUGCGAUGAAACCGAUUUUCGACCGGUUCCAAAGUGUAGUAAUCACUUCCGGCACACUGUCACCGAUGGAUAUGUAUCCGAAGAUUCUGGAUUUUGAACCGGUGGUGAUGAGUUCAUUCACGAUGACGUUGGCGAGGCCGUGUCUUUUGCCGAUGAUUGUGUCCCGUGGCAACGAUCAGGUGGCAAUCUCUUCAAAAUUCGAAACCCGUGAAGAUACUGCGGUAACACGGAACUACGGCCAACUGCUAGUGGAAACGGCAAAAACUGUCCCCGACGGGAUCGUGUGUUUCUUUACGUCCUACCUGUACCUUGAAUCGGUAGUUGCCUCGUGGUAUGAUCAAGGUAUCAUCGACACCCUACUGCGGUACAAGUUGCUGUUUAUCGAAACGCAGGACAGCGCGGAAACUUCUUACGCACUGAUGAAUUACGUUAAGGCAUGCGAAUGUGGGCGUGGAGCAGUUCUGUUGGCUGUGGCCCGGGGACGCGUUUCGGAAGGAGUGGACUUUGAUCAUCAUUUGGGCAGGGCGGUUCUGAUGUUCGGUAUUCCGUACGUCUACACUCAGUCCAGGAUUCUGAAGGCUCGAUUGGACUACCUGCGAGAUCAGUUUCAAAUCAGGGAGAACGAUUUCCUUACCUUUGAUGCAUUGCGACAUGCGGCACAGUGCGUGGGGCGUGCCAUUCGCGGCAAAACCGACUACGGUAUUAUGAUUUUUGCGGACAAACGUUUCUCUCGGCAGGACAAAAGAGGCAAAUUGCCCAAAUGGAUCCAGGAGCAUCUGACGGACAAUCACUGCAACCUUAGCACGGAGGAAGCGAUGCAGCUCGCAAAACGUUGGCUCCGUCAAAUGGCGCAACCUUUCACCCGAGAGGACCAGCUGGGUGUCUCGCUGCUCACGCUUGAGCAGCUACAAAACACGGAAAAGGAGAAACUGGAGAAACAAGCUCAAGGAAAGAAGUGAUUCUGUUGAGGAAUUAAUUCAAUAAAACCAUUAUUUAAUGGUUGCAAA
Messenger RNA from Topomyia yanbarensis, 2433 nucleotides. RefSeq names its product general transcription and DNA repair factor IIH helicase subunit XPD-like. Gene Ontology annotation, molecular function: DNA helicase activity; ATP binding; damaged DNA binding. Gene Ontology annotation, biological process: positive regulation of mitotic recombination; transcription by RNA polymerase II; nucleotide-excision repair. Lineage: Eukaryota; Metazoa; Arthropoda; Insecta; Diptera; Culicidae. Gene Ontology annotation, cellular component: nucleus. The record is from RefSeq and is a predicted model, not a curated record. The transcript is spliced from 8 exons. Bases 103 to 2385 code for a protein of 760 amino acids.